AUGGACGAAACACUAUUCCAAUUAAAGUUCACCUCCAAACAACUCGAAAGACUAGCCAAAAAGGCAGAGAAAGAGUCUGAAAAGGAGCAGGCGAAGGUCAAAAAGGCUCUGCAAACGAAAAAUGUGGAAUGUGCAAGAAUAUAUGCUGAGAAUGCCAUCCGGAAAAAAAAUGAAGGUCUAAACUGGUUGCGCAUGUCAUCUCGAGUCGACGCUGUUGCCUCUAAAGUCCAGACUGCUGUCACUAUGAAAUCAGUGUCUAAAAAUAUGGGCCAGGUGACCAAGGCUCUGGACAAAGCUCUGAAUUCUAUGGACCUUCAAAAAGUCUCUGCUGUUAUGGAUAAGUUUGAAAGCCAAGUCCAAAACCUUGAUGUCCACACCUCAGUUAUGGAAGAUUCCAUGAGCUCUGCAAUGACACUAACAACACCACAAGAACAGGUGGAUGACUUAAUCCAUCAAAUAGCCGAGGAAAGUGGCCUGGAAGUGAUGGACCAGCUCAACAAAUUGCCCGCAGGAGCCACAUCAGUGGGUGCGGAGAGUUCACGCAGCCAGGAGAAGGAAGACCAGCUGUCAAGACGAUUGGCAGCUCUGCGGAACUGA
Nerophis lumbriciformis (worm pipefish) is the source of this 597-nucleotide messenger RNA. NCBI's taxonomy places the organism in Eukaryota, Metazoa, Chordata, Actinopteri, Syngnathiformes, Syngnathidae. The record is from RefSeq and is a predicted model, not a curated record.